UUUUGUAGUUUUGUAUUUUAGAUAGAUAUUUACGAAUAAAUAAUUUUUGUAACAAAUUGAAAUUGAAAGGCAUGGACAGUAAGCAGUACGUGCCAAAUGAGUUGGAUAAAGAAUUCGAACAGUUUUGGGCCAGGGUCAGCUGCUACGCUGUGCAGAUCUUUCCAUACGACCAGAGAUGCAAUUUUGUGCAGCGGGCCAACAGUUGCGUCUACGGCACGAAUGUCGUGCCCUAUAUUCAGUUGAUGGCAUGCGAUCUGAAGUGCCGGAAUCAGUUUGAGGAGUAUGUGUAUGUGUCCCUGUUUCUGGUGCUCUGCUUGGAGCUGCUCUGCUGCAUGAGCUAUGUUAUUCAUAAUUUUUACGGACCAGCUCUGAAGCUGGUGGCCCGAAUGAUGCAUAUGAGCGAACAUUUGGCCGGAGUUACCAUAAUGUCAUUCGGCAACGAACUUCCCGAAAUUGUUGCCAAUAUGUGGGCCGUGCACGACGAUGACGAGCCAAACUUUGCCAAUGCCAUUGCAAAGGGGUUGUACUUGAUCAUGUUUGUCGGCGGUUUGGUCUGCUACAUCAGUCCAUUCAAGAUGAGCGGCUCAACGACAAUCCGGGAUUUGCUCUUCAUGGUGUGUGGCGUCCUGAUGGUAGAUUAUUUUAUCAGAACUGAUAAUGAGAUGGAUCUCAAGGAGUGUAUCGCCUCCAUAUUGCUGUAUAUUAUAUAUCUGAUAGUCAGUGUGACUGACCUACUAAUCCUACGCCGUACUACAAGACAGUUGCUGAACCAAAUUAAUGAGCUGGAACGGUUGAAUGUGGAUACGAGUGUUAGGAGACCUGAUUCAUAUAAUAUUCAAACAAAGAUUGAUUUACUGAAAAAGAAAUAUGAUGAGCUGUCUGAGGAUGGGGUUGUGGAUAUUUUGGCGCGUCAGUCGACCACCGUACAGAAGCCAGAUGAAGCAUUUUUUACAUAUUUGACCAGACGAUCAGAGAGACAUCCAUCUAUUAGAAGAAUGAAACAGUCAGUGGCAUAUAGAGGGUUUCGUAACAAGAAUCGUUUUCUCUUUCGACAAUUCUUUAGCUCACUCCGGCCCGUUUUUAUGGAUGAUUGGAUCAAAGGGAAUAUAUUAAAACGUACGUUUUACAUUGUACGUGCACCGGUUGUGGUGGUAUGCGCCAUCUACAUACCGUUAGUGGACUACGAGAAGGAAAGAGACGGCUGGAGUAAGCUACUAAAUUGCAUUCAAAUAUUCCUUAAUCCAGCUAUCACAAUUGUCAUUGGGUCAGCUUUGAUAUAUCGGGAAAAAUCAAAACUCUGGUAUCUCAAUAUACCGCAAUUUGCAGCGUACGGCCUUUACUCUAUGGUAAUAACUGUGCCACUAGCAAUCAUAGUGUUCAUCCAUUCGAACACCUCAGCUCCCCCGAAAUAUCAUAUUGCAUUUGCGAUCAUGAAUUUUACUGGCUCCGUCUUCCUAGCCAUGCAGUGCUCCUAUGAGUUGUCGCUCUUCACGAAGGUGAUCGGUAGCAUCUAUGAAAUUCCGUUCGAUUUCAUGGGUGUCACUCUGCUGGUCGUGGCCACCUGCCUGAGUGAUCUUGCUAUCAGCGUGUCGCUGAGCAUGCAGGGAUACGAGAAGAUGGCCUACGCAGGCACCAUUGGCACCAGCUUCCUUACUGUUGUCGUCGGUUGCACCACAACAUUGCUGGCAGUCAUACUCAGGGGUAACGCUGCGCAUUUAAAUGACGCUAUGGGCAAUUAUGCUGACAACGCCUAUGUUAUUUUUAUAAUCGGACUCUUCCUUACUAUGCUAUGGACGGUGAUGUUGGACUUCAAUGCCAGACGCUCUGUCGGCAUAUUUUCCAUGUCUGUCUUUGGCAUAUUCCUUUUGUUUGCGGUGCUCAUCCGGAAGGGCAUUAUCCACCCGUACAGUCACGACUUUCUUGUUCAAGAUGCUUAUGAGACGUAGAGGCAAAAAUUUACUAGUAUAGUACAAUUGGACAAA
This is a messenger RNA of Drosophila arizonae, 1982 nucleotides long. Its product is annotated as mitochondrial sodium/calcium exchanger protein-like. Gene Ontology annotation, molecular function: calcium:sodium antiporter activity. The record is from RefSeq and is a predicted model, not a curated record. Gene Ontology annotation, biological process: monoatomic cation transport; intracellular calcium ion homeostasis; transmembrane transport. Gene Ontology annotation, cellular component: membrane. Lineage: Eukaryota; Metazoa; Arthropoda; Insecta; Diptera; Drosophilidae.